Molecule: messenger RNA, 364 nt
Organism: Laccaria bicolor S238N-H82
Lineage: Eukaryota; Fungi; Basidiomycota; Agaricomycetes; Agaricales; Hydnangiaceae
Exons: 2
Coding region: 1-303 (100 amino acids)
Source: RefSeq, a predicted model, not a curated record
AUGGUGCAAUGGGUCGUGACAGAAGAGCAGUGUACGUUUGAACUCUUGAAGGGGUACCUUACUUCCCCAACAUCUCCCAAACCCCAAGUCCAAACGCUCCUCGACCUCCCAAUCAAGAUCAAGGUCAAACACAUCCUCACAAUCACCCUCCCUCGCAUCACCUCAUCACCCGCGUUCAGCCUCAGCAAGGCUCAGAUUGUUAGUCCAAGCACCGUCGAGCAGGGCCAGUCGAGGCUGGUGGACGGAUCAGUGCACCUGGUGUUCCCAAUGACAGGAAGGGUGGAUUGUCAGUUGCGUUGUUGAGCUUGGUCAGAGGCAGACGCGGAGGGAAUUUGAUGUUCAUCCAUUCGAGUUCGAGUGAGUG